CGAGCAGCGAUUGGUUCGCGCCGGUGUCACUCCGGCUGUUGUCUCUGUAUAAGGUCUCCUGCUCCAGCAGCACUUUUAACAAACCUGAGAUGAGCCUGGAGCAGCUCCGCGGUGCGCAACUGUUCUCCACAAUCUAACUAUGAGUCAGAAACCCUCCGAGCCUCCUCUCUGGAUCUAUCCCUCUCCUCGGUGAUAGUCGCAUUAGACCUUUUUAGUUUUAAUUUGUGAGUUUUAUUUAUUUUUUAUUUUUUAGUUUGAGGUGAGCAUGUGCGUAAUUUCGCGAGGAUCGCUGAGGUGCCGCCGGGACUGAGUUGGGCAAUAUGCGCCGCUGGGAUAUGAUUCUCACCCGAAAGGCUUAUGGAAUAUAGCCUGGUUUGUCACAGCCUGUAUGCCCUCUGGUCCAGCCCCGUGAAGAAGAAACUAAUCCUGCUCAGCAUCAUGUUUUUAGUGUGGGUCUACAUGCUGUACUCCUGCGUGGGCUACUGCUCCACCAUGCCAAGUUUGGUGGUGGACGGUUACCGGGGCAAGGAGACGGGCUCGGCGGUGGCCCGGAGGACAGAGAGCAGCAGGACGGACCUGGUGUCCAGACUGCUGGCCAAGCCGCAGCCGUGGGAGGAUAUAGAGAGCGACUACGAGGAGCCGUCCAUCAGAACCGCCGCGUCCAGAGACCUGCUCGAUAACGAGCUGGAGGCGGACAGAGCCGACGACUGGGACGAGAUGCGGGCCGAGCAGCAGCAGCAGCAGCAGCAGCAGAGAGCCCCGGAGCCCAGCGCCAUGUCCAGCUUCUCCAACGGCUCCGGGAGCAAGAAGCUGCCGCAGGCGAUCAUCAUCGGGGUGAAGAAGGGAGGCACCCGGGCUCUGCUGGAGUUCCUCCGGGUCCAUCCCGACAUCAGAGCCGUGGGAGCGGAACCGCACUUCUUCGACCGCAACUAUGAGAACGGACUGGACUGGUACAGGGAGCUGAUGCCCAAGACCCUGGAGGGCCAGAUCACCAUGGAGAAAACCCCCAGCUACUUUGUGACCAGAGAGGCUCCAGCCAGGAUCUCCGCCAUGUCCCGGGACACCAAGCUGAUCGUGGUGGUGAGGGACCCGGUCACCAGGGCUAUCUCGGACUACACGCAGACUCUGUCCAAGAAGCCCGACAUUCCCUCUUUCGAGAGCCUCACCUUCAAAAACAGGACUACCGGGCUCAUCGACACCUCGUGGAGCGCCAUCCAGAUCGGUAUCUACGCCAAGCACCUGGACAACUGGCUGCAGUACUUCCCCAUGGGCCAGAUCCUGUUCGUGAGCGGCGAGCGCCUGAUCACCGACCCGGCCGGCGAGCUGGGCCGCGUGCAGGACUUCCUGGGGCUCAAGAGGAUCAUCACAGACAAACACUUUUACUUCAACCAGACCAAGGGUUUCCCCUGCCUCAAGAAGGCCGAGGGCAGCAGCAAGCCCCACUGCCUGGGCAAAACCAAAGGGCGGACCCACCCGAACAUUGACCCGGAGGUGGUGCAGAGGCUACGGGACUUCUACCGGCCCUUCAACAUGAAGUUCUACCAGAUGACGGGACAUAACUUUGGUUGGGAUUGAUGUGAAAAACCAUGAGAGACAUUUUUUUGUUGUUUUUUUUUUUUGGUUAAUUUGUUGAGAAGUUAUUUUUGUUUUUCCUCUGUAAUUCAACGGCAAGAUGUGGAGAUAUUGCUAUAUAUAUGUAAAAUGUACAGAAAUCUAUUUUAUAAUAAUUUAUUUUUAUUUCUAAGCAAUUAAUUCACUAAGCUGCCUAACCAUAUUUUGUACAUAACAUCUGGCCCACAUGUACGUGUUGUUGUUGUUGUUGUUUUUUUUUUUUUUUAACAUUCCUCAUUUUAAUUUUGAACUCUCUCGCUUCUUCCCGCGCCGUCCUGUAGACUCAGUGGAUUUAUCGGUGCUUUGUGAUGCAGAUAAUCAGCGACGACUGAAGUAGAAGUUAGGGUGGAAAAUGUAAAAAAAGAAAAAAAAGAGAAAAGCACCAUAUUACGGGUACAGAGUGCUCACAGAGAGGUGGAGAACAUCAACCCAUGUGCAUCCUCAUUCAUCACAAUUUCAUCCUUUCACUUUCACACAAACCGUCCAGUUUAAGUUUUUCACUACGAGCCCAUUUUUCCUGCGCUGGCUUCGGCCAAAGCUGCAGCUUUUCAGCCCUUUUCCACUCAAUAGCAGGUAGAUCAAUGGGCUUAAUUGAUCCUCAUUGUGUCACUCAUGCUUAAAGUAUACAGCUGCCCUUUGAUUCACAGCGCUCCUGCUGCCCGCUCUCAUGAAUGGCCCAUCCAUCAAACGUUAAACCCCAUCCUGGACCACGUAAGGGCACCAUGUUAACAUUAUGCUAAUCGGGUAAAGGUAACCGGCGGAUCGAUCGAGCCUCCGCUCUCCAGCUCCCCCCAUUAGAAGCGUUGCAUGCUGGGAGUUCAAAGGUCACACAAAGUCUCAAUCAGAUUUCCUUGAGAGGCUUUUGAUUUGUCGAGGCGCGCUGCAGCUCGUGUGCCUUGUUUUCACGGUGAGAUGGAAAAUCUUUGCGUGAGGUAGCGGAGGCAUAUCUGUCAGAAGUGGAGCAUAAAGAUAGAAAAGAUGACAGACAAACCACAACGCCGCACCGCAGCAGCGCUUCUUCAAACAGAAGUCCACCAGGCUGCUCCCGUCUCAGAUCCCAGAUCGAACAGAUCAAAACGGGGAGGAAAGGUUUUUGUGCAACAGUCUCAGCACAGCAAGAAUUGCCUCAGGCGGCGUUCAGCGUCUAACCUCUGCGGUGUCGUCAGAAAAACCUCAUGUGCCAUCGUCCAUGGCUGAUAAUAAAUAUACUUUAUGCCUUAUUCACUCUGCUCAUCCUCACACGUCUCAUCUCUCCACGCCAGAUCUACAACUCUCUCUACUUGUUGCCAAAAAAUUUAAAAAGCCUUCGGGUUGAUAUCAUGUUUCACGCGGCUCUUCCCUCCCUGCAUCGCUUCUUUUUGCUUUUUUUUUUGUUUAGUUUUUUUUGUCUUUCUACUUGAAUUCUUGAUAUGCAAGAGGGGAGAACAGGCGCAUCUCUUUGCAGCAGGCGGUGCGCUAUUAUAAGGGCGCAGGAGGGCGGCCACGCUAUGCUACGUUAAUGCUAUGCUACGCUACGCUACGCUAUGCAUGCUCAAAGUGGUGGCCAUUAUGAGAAUGCAGGGAUAAAAGGGAUUAUUAAGCGGCCCAGACUGAAUGUACACAACAUAUCCUCAUAGAUAAAAAAAUUCCCUCCAAUCAAUGUUAAAUUUGAGUUAAAAGUUGAAUUGUUUGAUUUUGACGUUUGAAAUGUUGUGCCUCUCGAACGCUCCAGCCCAACACGGUCAGCCUGCCUCUGUCAUUACAACAGAUAAUGACCCGAAUUCAGCGACUUCUCUUAUUUUCCAGUUGAAACCAGCUGCCUGGUUUCAGCCUCAAACCAAACGGUUGGUAGCGGGAGGGGAGCUGGAGGCUUGUCACACUGUAUUUCUUUUAUUUUUUUUUAUCAUAGUGCUGUUCUUUACUUCUCUCUCUGGUUUCCGAAGAAGAAAAGCCUCCAUCUCUCCCCCUUCUCUCCUUUUUUUAGUGCAAUGUUUUGAUUACACAAAAGCAUUUAUGAUGACCUCUCACGGCAACAGUCGGACAUUUUCCCCCCCGAAAACUGAUCGAGUACGUGCAUUUCAAAUUAUGGUCACGCAACUGAGGGAAUAUCUGAGAAACAACCUGGCACUCGUGGAGGAGAGAGGUUUCCUCCACGCUGCUGCGUCGGUUACGGUUGAGUUUUAUUCAACCUUGUUUUGAGAUCUAAAAAAAAAAAAACUUUAAAAAAUGUUAGAAAUGUUUGUCUUACCCACAUAUAAUAAUGUAUUUAGACUAGAGGAAAAAAAAUCUGUAUGUACAAAAAAUGAGAAAGACAUGUAAAUCAAGUUAUUUUGUGGUAUGUACAUCAAAGGAAAAUUAAUUUUACACAAUGCAAAAAGCAAAAAUGGAACAGAUGUUUCUAGAUGAUUAAAUACUGAACAUUCAUAAUAUUUCUUUGUAUGAAAGAAAUAAAUAAAAAAGUAUAUAUUUUACCAAAAAA
Messenger RNA from Acanthopagrus latus (yellowfin seabream), 4069 nucleotides. RefSeq names its product heparan sulfate (glucosamine) 3-O-sulfotransferase 3B1b (gene hs3st3b1b). The record is from RefSeq and is a predicted model, not a curated record. Bases 358 to 1575 code for a protein of 405 amino acids. NCBI's taxonomy places the organism in Eukaryota, Metazoa, Chordata, Actinopteri, Spariformes, Sparidae. The transcript has 2 exons. Gene Ontology annotation, molecular function: [heparan sulfate]-glucosamine 3-sulfotransferase activity.